UCUUCUUCUUCAUAGCCGGAUCAUCUCUUCUGCUGUUAACGCCUGGUACGUCUUCUUCUCACUCAUGUCAAUGCGCUUCAUAGCCGGAUCAUCACCAUAUUCUCCAUUUUCAUAACUGUUAAAAAGUGGAAUCAUCUCUCUCUGAUCUUGUUUUUGCUUUCAUGGGUAAUUCAUAAACGACCCUUUUGUUGACUAUGAUCGAUUUUCUUAUUUCGUUAGGUUAAUGGGUUAUCUGUAAAUGAAUGGAACAACCCAAGAUGUCGAAGAAUUGAAUCCCUAUUAUUAUUAUUAUUAUUGAUUCUGUGUUCUUCGAAUUUUGCCUUUUUUUCGAUCAUCAUAUUCAUUCCAAUGCCUGUCAAAUCCACUUUCUCGACACCUCAGACUAUUAUUGGAUUGCCCUCUCAGGCAUUCCUUUUGAGUCUAUGCAAAAUCUUGGCAGUUGCAGGAUUAGUCCUGUCUUCAGUUUCCUUCUUCAUAAUCAACAACCCAACUUGCUCACAAGGCUCAACUAUCGUAACUCCCUUGAGAAAGAUUUUUGUUCCUCCACCCAGAGAAUACAGCGUCGAUCCUCCUCCUCCCACUGAACUCCACCAUCUUGUCUUCGGUUUGGUUGGAUCAGCCAAAGCCUGGCCUAGAAGAAGGCAUUAUAUAGAAUCAUGGUGGAUUGAGAAUCUCACCAGAGGAUAUAUGUUUCUAGACAAUCCUCCCACGAAAGAACUUUUACCAUGGCCUUCCACUUCCCCUCCGUUUAGAGUAUCAGAAGACAAUUCUGAAACCAUACUACAAUACACGAAACAGAACAACACCAUGGUUCGGAUUGCCCGUAGCUUGUUGGAGGUGUUUAGACAAGGGGAUGAAGGUGUGAGAUGGUUCGUUAUGGGUGACGACGAUUCCAUCUUUUUUCUGGAGAAUUGGAUAGAUGUCUUGAGGAAUUACGAUCACAAUAAGUAUGUUUACAUUGGUGGCCAUUCCGAGAGUGUGUUGCCCAAUUUCAUUCACUCAUUUGAGAUGGGUUUCGGUGGGGCUGGUGUGGCUUUCAGUUAUCCUCUGGCUGCAGCUAUUGUGCCAAGGUUAGAUGAGUGUAUUAAGAGAUACCCACAGCUCUAUGCUGCUGAUCAAAUGUGGCAAUCAUGUUGUGCUGAUAUUGGAGUUUAUUUAUCUGCUCAAAAGGGUAUUCAUCAGAUUGAUCUACACGGAGAUAUAUCAGGGUUGUUAUCAGCGCAUCCACCAGCUCCCCUUCUUUCCCUCCACCACCCGGAGACGGUGGAUCCAUACUUCCCCACUAUGAACCGAAGGGAAUCAGUGAAUCACCUAAUGAAGGCAUCAAGAGUAGACCAGUCGCGACUACUUCAACAAACCGUGUGUUACAACAGGCAAAACGGGUGGUCAUUUUCAGUUUCUUGGGGCUACUCGGUUCACAUCUACGAAUCCAUAUACCCUAAGAGCAUCCUACAGAAGCCACUGGAGACUUUCAAACCAUGGGUGAUAAAGAACAUUGUACCACCUUUCUUCAUAUUCAACACUCGAUGGCCGGUUCGUGAUCCUUGUUUGGCUCCACAUGUGUUCUACUUUGAGUCCAUAUCGGAAGGGGCAGAUGAUUUGAUCGUCACCACUUACUCGAGACACAGACCGAGAGGCUUGCCGGCUUGUUUAGGGAGUGGGAACCAUUCUGCAGAAUAUGUCUCUAAUAUAAGAGUAUUCUCUUCUUCAUCAAAGCUCAAAGGGGAAAAUAGAAGAGAAUGUUGUGAUAUUUUAAGGUUGGAUGAAUCAAACUUAGUGGAUAUCAAAUACAGACAAUGCUUGAAGGAUGAAGUCAUUGGUUGAGAUUAUUAUAGUUUAAUUAAUAGAUUUUGUUUUUUUAAGUUAGAAAUAUCUUAAAUUUUCGAUAUUAUUUUUCCUUAGUCUAUAGUUGGAAGCGAAUAUCGCAUAGACUUUGUUGGCGAAUAUCGCAUAGACUUUGUUGACGCAAACAUAUCGCAGACUUUGUUGAUACAAACAAAUAAAAAUACAUGUGCCAUUACAAGUCUAUACCAAAUA
Impatiens glandulifera is the source of this 2037-nucleotide messenger RNA. RefSeq lists its product as uncharacterized. The transcript is spliced from 3 exons. The record is from RefSeq and is a predicted model, not a curated record. Gene Ontology annotation, molecular function: acetylglucosaminyltransferase activity. Lineage: Eukaryota; Viridiplantae; Streptophyta; Magnoliopsida; Ericales; Balsaminaceae. The coding region runs from base 349 to 1824 and encodes 491 amino acids.